Manihot esculenta (cassava) is the source of this 2799-nucleotide messenger RNA. RefSeq names its product G-type lectin S-receptor-like serine/threonine-protein kinase At1g11410. NCBI's taxonomy places the organism in Eukaryota, Viridiplantae, Streptophyta, Magnoliopsida, Malpighiales, Euphorbiaceae. The record is from RefSeq and is a predicted model, not a curated record. The transcript has 7 exons. Gene Ontology annotation, molecular function: ATP binding; protein serine/threonine kinase activity. Gene Ontology annotation, biological process: protein phosphorylation; recognition of pollen. The coding region runs from base 187 to 2703 and encodes 838 amino acids.
CUCAGACUUAAUCGGGCUCAUCUUCAAAUUCAAACCGGGGUCGAGUCAACAAUUCCAGCCCCAUUAUGUACUCUGAACUGAAACCCAACCAAAAGCAAAUGAGACAGCGAGGAAACCGAGACACACACAACCCCAAACACAAAAGCUUUGGCAGUGACUACUGAGAAAUGAAAACCCUCAAUAACCAUGGCUGCUGAGAAGCUGCUUCUCUAUCUCUUCCUUCUAGUCCUGCGUUUUAUAUCUUCUAUGUCCAUACACACCAUAACCGUAAACCAAAUUAUUAAAGAUGGCGCCUUUCUAAUCUCCCAAAAUAACACUUUUGCUUUAGGAUUUUUCAGCCCCGGUAGUUCUAGCUAUAGAUAUCUUGGAAUUUGGUUCCACAAGGUUCCGGGACAAACGGUGGUGUGGGUCGCUAAUAGGAACAAUCCCAUCAAUGGCUCCUCUGGGUUUCUCUCCAUCAACCAAUAUGGAAACCUCGUCCUCUAUGCUAAUCGUGACCAGAGAUCUCCGGUAUGGUCUACCAAUAUUUCCGUGGAAGCAACGGGUGAUUGUGAGGCUCAGUUGCUGGAUUCAGGAAAUUUAGUUUUGUUCCGAGGAGGCACAAGUAAAACAAUUGCAUGGCAAAGCUUUGAUUAUCCUACAAAUACCCUGAUACGAGGAAUGAAAUUUGGGUGGGAUAAAGAAACGGGUUUGAACAGGUUCCUAACAUCAUGGAGAUCUGCAAAUGAUCCUGGAAGUGGAGAGUACUCCGUUAGGCUCAACCCAAGUGGCUCGCCACAGUUCUUCCAAUACAGAGGUGCGAAUCAUUACUGGCGCAGUGUUCCAUGGCCAUGGAAAAAAAUAGCAAACAUUUACAACUACAGUUUUUUUAACACAGAAGACGAAAUAUACUUCAGAUAUAGUUAUAGCGAUCCCUCUGUUACAAUAAUAAUGUUGGUGGACGAAGCAGGAUUUGUAAAAUGGCUAACAUGGCAUGAAACCGAAGCUCAAUGGAAGGAAUUCUGGUCAUCUCCAAAGUACCGGUGUGACUGGUAUGGAGUUUGUGGUGCUAAUAGUAAGUGUGAACCCAAUAAUGUUAAUACAUUUGAAUGUACUUGUUUACCUGGUUAUGAACCCAAGUUUCCAAAGGACUGGCAUCUAAGAGAUGGGUCAGGUGGGUGUGUAAGGAAGCGCCUUCAAUCUUCGUCUGUGUGUGGGCAUGGAGAAGGGUUUUUAAAAGUGGAACAAGUCAAAGUUCCUGAUACUGCAGCAGCGAUUUGGGUAGACAUGAGCAUGAGUCACUUAAACUGUGAACGCCAAUGCAAGGUGAAUUGUUCAUGCUCUGCAUAUGCAAGCAUACCCAUUGCUGGGAAAGGCACGGGUUGUUUGGCUUGGUAUGGAGAAUUAAUGGACAUAAUAAAUUUCUCAGAUAACAGUGGCUAUGAUCUGUAUAUUCGUGUUGAUGCACUUGAAUUAGCUGAGAAUAGAAAGAAAUUCAAUGGUUUUCUUCAAACGAAGGGAAUGUUGAUAGUUGUGGUGCUAUCUUUCAGUUCAGUAUGGCUUGUCAUCAUUAUAUUCGUCUAUUUUUGGUUCUGCAGGAGGAGAAAAAUAGGUACAAGGAAGAAGAGACUAAACAGAAAGUUAGUUGAUGCUAGUGUUGGUUCAAAUUAUUAUGAAGAUUCUUUGGGGGAAAGUGGGUUAAGAGGAAGUAGGAGUCCACCAGACUUGCUAUUUUUUCAUUUCAGCACAAUUCUUGCUGCUACUAACAAUUUUUGUGCAACCAAUAUACUUGGACAAGGUGGAUUUGGCACUGUUUAUAAGGGUAAGCUAUCUAAUGGACAGGAGAUAGCUGUAAAAAGAAUGUCCAAAAGUUCAAGACAAGGAGUCGAAGAAUUCAAAAAUGAAGUUAUGUUGAUUGCAAAACUUCAGCACAGGAAUCUUGUGAAACUUCAAGGUUGCUGCAUGAAGAAAAAAGAACAAAUGUUAAUAUAUGAAUAUUUGCCAAACAAAAGCUUGGACUCAUUUCUUUUUGAUCAAGAAAAGAGAUUUUUUUUGGAUUGGACAAAGCGCUUCAAUAUUAUUAUUGGGAUUGCUCGUGGCAUUUUAUAUCUUCAUCAAGACUCAAGAUUAAGAAUCAUCCAUAGAGAUUUAAAGAGUAGUAACAUUUUAUUGGAUGCUGAGAUGAACCCAAAAAUUUCAGACUUUGGCAUGGCAAGAAUAUUCAAAAGCGACCAAAUUCAAAAUAAGACGAAUAGAGUUGUUGGGACAUAUGGUUAUAUGUCACCAGAGUAUGCUAUAUUUGGAAAAUUUUCAAUAAAAUCUGAUGUGUUCAGUUUUGGGGUGAUAUUAUUAGAGAUUAUAAGUGGAAAGAGAAGCAAUGGCUUUCACCAAGAGGAUGCGUCCUUGAGCUUGAUAGGACAUGUUUGGGAGUUAUGGAGAGAAGGCAGAGCAUUGGAGAUAGUUGAUUCAUCGCUGGAGGAGUCAUAUAAUCCUUAUGAAGUGUUGAGAUGCAUACAAAUAGGACUCUUGUGCGUGCAAGAAGGUGCAGUGGAUAGACCUACAAUGUCAGCAGUUGUUCUAAUGUUGAGUAGUGAGACAACUCUUCCUUCUCCUAAACAACCUGCUUUCAUUUUCAGGACAUCUUCCAACACCAGCAGCCCUAGAGUAGGGGAAGGAUCCAGUUCUGUAAAUGAAUUGUCAAUUACUGCAGUUGCAACAAGAUAGUUUUUGCAUUUUUGCGCCAUGAAUCAUAUCAAUAUUAUAUCUAAUGGAGAUGUAUUAUACAGCCAUAUCAAUAUGAAAUUUUUUGCCUUUUAACCA